This is a messenger RNA of Aedes aegypti (yellow fever mosquito), 2655 nucleotides long. It is a transcript of the gene sip3, whose product is annotated as E3 ubiquitin-protein ligase HRD1. The transcript is spliced from 7 exons. The record is from RefSeq and is a predicted model, not a curated record. Gene Ontology annotation, cellular component: cytoplasm. NCBI's taxonomy places the organism in Eukaryota, Metazoa, Arthropoda, Insecta, Diptera, Culicidae. The coding region runs from base 299 to 2119 and encodes 606 amino acids.
CCCUCGUUUGGUGAUUGUCAUUUAUUUUCUUUUAUUCGUUAACGGAUGACAGUCAAACGAUAAAUAUCAGGAAAAAUAUACGAUUCAGUGUUUCUCACUGUGCGUCGUUCGAUUCGAGAAAUCAGCAUCGACUCGCUGAAACUGAAAAUCAGGACACUUCCCAAAACGAAUGAAAAGUUGAUCGCAAGCAGAAGCAGAAGCAGCAGCAAGUGGUUAAAAAAAUCUCCAGGCAAAGGUCGUCAAAAUUAACAUUUUUUUCGAAAGUAUCAGCCAGCUGGCUGGGAGUUGUGCAGUGAAGAUGCGUGCCAUCGGAAUAUCGGUCAUCAGCCUUGCGCUGACUGGCCUGGUUAUCGGAAAUGCGUACUAUCAGAAGAAGCAGUUUUACCCAUCUGUGGUCUACAUCACGAAAUCAAAUCCAAGUAUGGCGGUCAUCUACAUCCAAUCGCUUGUGCUGGUCCUCAUGCUGGGGAAACUGAUGAAGAAAGUUUUCUUGGGCACCUUGAGAGCGGCUGAAUUCGAGCAUUUGAUGGAAAGGUUCUGGUAUGCGCUCACUGAAACUUGCCUUGCUUUUACCGUUUUCCGAGAUGACUUCAAUCCGAAGUUUGUCGCUUUGUUCACUGUAUUACUUUUCCUGAAGUCAUUCCAUUGGUUGGCUGAAGAUCGUGUUGAUUAUAUGGAACGAAGCCCAGUCAUUGGAUGGAUAUUUCACCUAAGAGUGGCAGGCCUAUUGGCCUGUUUGGGUGUCCUGGACUAUGAACUCAUCUCGUAUGCAUAUCAGUCCACAAUUGAAAAGGGAGCCACCGUGCAAUUGGUGUUUGGCUUCGAAUAUGCCAUUUUGAUGACCAUGGUGUUAAAUACAGCCAUUAAGUACAUGUUCCAUGCUGCCGAAUUGCGAUCCGACACUCCUUGGGAGAACAAGGCAGUAUUCUUACUCUACACGGAACUUAUUAUUGGGUUCAUUCGCGUGGUACUCUAUGUUAUUUUCGUCCUUCUGAUGGUCAAGAUUUACACACUUCCACUGUUUGCAUUCCGGCCCAUGUAUUACACGAUGAGAAAUUUCAAAAAAGCCUUAAACGAUGUCAUCCUGUCUCGUCGAGCUAUACGCAACAUGAACACUCUGUAUCCUGACGCCACUCCGGAAGAACUUCAACUAUCAGACAACAUUUGCAUCAUUUGUCGCGAAGAUAUGGUUAGCAAUUCGAAGAAACUUCCUUGUGGGCACAUUUUCCACACCACAUGUUUGCGAUCGUGGUUCCAGCGGCAGCAAACUUGUCCAACAUGCCGGUUGAACAUUCUGCGAACACCCAUCACGACCGCUGCCCCCGCCCCAGUGCAGCCAGUUAACAAUGAAGCAGCAAAUUUGGCCAAUGCGAAUGAAGGAAAUCGCUCCAGCUCUGUUGGAAGUGGAACGGUGCCCCCACAAUCGAAUGCUUCCCCAUUGCAUGCUACGAACACUACUGCCGUACCUUUGUUACCGGGAGCGCCAUUAGUACUUCCCCCAAUUCCGUUUAUGGGUAUUCCACCGUACGCGAUGCCCUUGCCACCGGUGCCACCCGCUUUGGAUACGCUCACCGACGAAGAAUUGCGGGCCAUGGAAGGCAAUGAACGACAUCACGUCGAAGAACGAAUCAAGCAUCUUCAAAAUAUUCGCACACUACUAGAUGCAUCGGUGGCACUUAUGAAUCAGUACUCCGCGUUGGUAGCACGUUUACCUCCGGUAGCUGCUCCUGCAGACGCCACUGCAAGUACCAGCCAAAACUCCACAUCCGCUGUUCCGGUUCCAGAUUUUGCUACUCUAAUAAAUCCAUCUGCGUACAGUUCCAAACAAAACCAAACUACAACAGACAACACCCUACAACCAAAAGUUGUCCCGACGGUGGCAGCCAAGCUAGAAGAUCUCGGUAGUGAUGAUGAUUCUGUCACCAAGCUCAACAAAGAGCCUUUGCCGAGCACAAGCAAAGAAUUUCUUAUCACCCCAGAUCAGCAGCAACCAGUGCCAAGCACUUCAGCAAAUAGUAAUAGUAAUAGUAACGAUGCUAGGCAUACAGAAAGUUCAGAAAUGAGUGAAAUUCGUCGUAGACGACUGGAAAAGUUCGGUUCCAGGAUGAGCUCUGAUUAGAUGACUAAUUAACGGCAAUUUAUGAGACUGGAUCGAGUUUGCUGAUGGUUUAGAUUGGUGAUUAAAAUAAAGAGAAAAAAACAGCUAAAUUUUUGUAAUUAGUCAGAUAUAUUCAAUCUACUUUAUGUUCCUAUACAAAAGAAGAAGGAAGAAAAAAGGGCUUAUUUUAUUUUCAUUCAAAAAGCUUCAACAUUUUAACUCGUUCCAAAUUAUUUGCAUUUUAGUUUUAUUCCUGUCGUGCAAAUUUGUUAUGAAUAAGGGCUCGUUCAGCAUCACUGCACUGUGCGUUUGUGCGCGUCGUAUGCAACUCGUACAGCUGAGCCUCGAGCGGAGGUGUGUAUCAUAAACAACAGUGAAAUUGAUAAUAUAGAUUGUAAUCAUAUUUGUAACUGAAUAUGACACAAAGGUAAUAUAGUGGAGUAAGCAGCAGCAAAGCAUAUUGUUUAUUUAAAGUGUACUAACUAGUACUGGAAGUCGUUCACUAUUUGUAUAUGUAAAUAUUCCUACAUUUCAAUAAAUGUAUAAACAAAAAGAAA